This is a messenger RNA of Zingiber officinale, 1065 nucleotides long. RefSeq names its product stromal cell-derived factor 2-like protein. Lineage: Eukaryota; Viridiplantae; Streptophyta; Magnoliopsida; Zingiberales; Zingiberaceae. The coding region runs from base 256 to 906 and encodes 216 amino acids. The record is from RefSeq and is a predicted model, not a curated record. The transcript is spliced from 6 exons.
UGCAGUUCGACGCCAAGCCCAUUGCGAUCGCCGGGCAGAGAGGGAGAGAGGGAGAGAGGCUCCUCGUCGUCGCCCACUGCUCUGGAGAGCGGCCGCGAUCGGGUCGCCGUGGCUCAGCCUGAGGAAAAAGGGCUCACCCGCCGCAGAACCCGUUCGCCUUCGAAGCCCCCCUCUUCGCCUCCGCCUCCCUCUUGGCACGACCACCAAGACCUCCCUUUCUGGCAACAGAAUUGGUUCUUGUUCCUGCUCCUCGUCAUGGCCUUCUCCUUCUUUGCCCUCGCCGUCUUCCUCUACUUCGGCCUCGAGCUUCCAGAAGGAUCCCCUGCACCCGCUGCCGCCGCCGUCGAAGAAGGCGUCGAGAUAACCUACGGUAGCGUUAUUAAGUUGAUGCACGAGAAGACUAAGUUUCGGCUGCACUCGCACGAUGUGCCAUAUGGGUCGGGGAGUGGGCAGCAAUCGGUCACUGGAUUCGCCAACGUGGAUGACUCGAAUAGCUAUUGGAUUGUCAAGUCUCAACCUGAUUCAUCUGCCAAACAAGGCGAUAUAAUACCUCAUGGAACUAUCAUUAGAUUACAGCAUAUGAGAACACGAAAAUGGCUGCAUAGUCAUCUGCAUGCUUCACCAAUAACAGGAAAUUUGGAGGUGAGUUGCUUUGGAGGAGACGACAGCUCUGACACCGGAGACUUUUGGCGUUUGGAGAUUGUGGGAAAUGGGAAGACAUGGAGACAAGAUCAGCGGAUAAGGCUGCAACAUGUCGAUACAGUCAGUUACUUACACAGUCAUGACAAGAAAUAUACUCGCAUAGCUGGAGGACAACAAGAGGUUUGUGGAGUUCGCGAUAAGCGACCUGAUAAUGUUUGGUUAGCAGCAGAGGGUGUCUUUCUUCCAAUCAAUUCGAGCAAGUGAAAAUUUCAAAUUCUCGAUCAGUAUAAAACAUCAGUUACUCCUGUCUUUAGCUAUUUAUGUUGAAAAAAGGUUAUGUUAAUUGUGAGUUCUUAGUAUGCAGACCUGAACCAUCAUCUAUUUAUCAUUCAUCUCAAUCUAUCGGAUUUUACUUGUGGUUAA